Ylistrum balloti is the source of this 5115-nucleotide messenger RNA. RefSeq lists its product as uncharacterized. The record is from RefSeq and is a predicted model, not a curated record. Lineage: Eukaryota; Metazoa; Mollusca; Bivalvia; Pectinida; Pectinidae. The coding region runs from base 1 to 1248 and encodes 415 amino acids. The transcript is spliced from 8 exons.
AUGACCAUGGAUUUCUUUCAGGACUUGGACUGGUGGGUGAAAUUCCGUGACCCAAUGGACAUCUACAAACACCAUCCAAGUUUUUUCAAAUUGGAGAUAAUGACCUUUUUCUGUGCCCUGCUCACUUUGAUUCAUGCCCUGAGGAAUGGUGGGCGAUUCAAGUGGCUGUGGUUAGGAGUCAUCUUACAUGGACUUGUUGUUGAGGCAGUUAGCUACAACCUUCCAGAAAUUGAUAAUUUCUGGCACGCCCAGGGCAUGGUCAUGUUCCUUGGGGGUAGACUUCCACUUUACAUUGUGGUCAUUUACUCUGUGUUUUUGUAUACUGCAUCAGUAGCAGUUGCCCAUUGGAGGCUGAAGUGGUGGGCGGAACCAUUCGCUGUGGGCCUGACUGUAGUUAUCAUAGAUCUACCCUAUGAUAUCUGUGCGGUCAAGCACCUGGCUUGGACAUGGCAUGAUACUGACCCCAACAUUUACGACAGAAUGUAUUGGGCGCCCUGGACGAGCUACUACUUUCAUGCUUCCUUUGCCUGUGGAUUCACUUUUGCGUUCCAUGGUUUCCACAAAUUGUUUGGUGGAAAUGCCAACAGAUUUCAGAGCAAAGGAUUUUUUAAAGAAGUUCCCAACACAAUGUUUGCUGCCAUGUUAGGUUUCCCCUUGGGUACCCUCCAGUUCCUCCCAAACUACCACAUACUCCAUGAUAAUUAUAACAUACACACCGAGAUCUGUGUCAUCAUGUUUUUUGCUGUGUAUGUGAUGAUUAUGUGGAAGGGGGACAGAGCAGCAUGUCUAGAGAGGUCACAGAGUGCAGAGAAACUAAGAAAAACAAGCUGGUUCAGCGAGAUCACACUACUGGCUGUUGUCUACUUUACAUUCUUCUUACAUCUGGUGGUGACUGGGAAACCAGAGGAGCAGGUCUCCAUCGGCUUGCAUGAGGUCAUCGGACCAUGUAACGAGACUGUUGAGAUGACCGCUGCAUCUGGACAGAUCCUGACAAAGAGAAAGUACCUAUGUCUGGAGGACUAUGAUGAAGACUACUUUGAUUUCCACUGCAUCAAGGGUAAACCACCAGUAGGGGUGGAGUGGUACACUGCAUGUGGCACCCCCUACAGAAACUACAUGGAAUAUAUUGUAGUUGUAGGUUUCUGCUGUCUCUUUGGACUUCACUGGAUAUUUUCACUGAUAGGGAGUGGUGGGUUACCGAGGGCAACGCCAAGUCCCAGCAAAGAGCAUAAGGCCAAACAGAACUAACCAUGGGAAUCAAAAUGGCAAUGAGUGAUGCAUAUAAGUGCAAAAGUUUACAUGUGUGUAAUUAGCUGAAAUAUCUGUAAUGUUGCUCUCUUUUUCUUUUUUUUUUUGGCAUUAUCGUGCGUCAGUGUGAGUGCCUUCAUAGGUAUAUAAAGUGUGUGCUAGCCCAUAGCUUUCCACUCAACAAAUUCUCCAUGACGUCAUUUAUAUUGCUAAACCUCCCUAUAAUCUGCAUUACUUUCAGCUUUUAAACUAUGUUGUUGUGUUACAACCCAUUAUAAUGACAGACUUUGGUUGGGGAAAAAAAUUUAAUUUAGAGUGAAACUUGAAUGCCUUUGUCAGUUCUUAUUAAAAUUCACAUCUUGAAAGGUUCAAGCCUGUUACUGGUAUGUGUUAUCUUACAACGCUUUAUAGUGCCAAAAAUAUAAACAAAACAGUAAAACUUCAUUAUAAUGCCCUUAUAUCUCAUUAUAAUGCCGUUUUAUCGAUUAAUUCUUUAGUAGUGCCAACAUACUGAAUAUACUCUAAUAUACUCUUGUUAUCUUAUUUUUUGAAUUUUUUUUUUAUAAUUAAUGAAAUGUUUGUUUUCCUGAUUACUAUUUCCCUUGAUAUAUUUUUUUUUUAAUUACCAUGCGUUUUAAUGCCAAACUCUUGCUGGUCAAAUGGUUGAAAUACAACAAAAUGUUAUUGAAAUAUGUGUUAGUAUUUUGUUAAUCAAAACAUGAUGUACUAUGUUUGAUAUAAGUGAUAGUCACUUGUUUUUUUAAGGUACACUUGACUGUAAGUAAGAUAACAAAUGCAAAACAAAUUUCAUCAAGUUCCUUGUUUCCUGGGGUUUCAGAUCAAGGUAAUAAAAAAUCUACAGACUUUACAAUGUGAUUUCAAUAUGUUUUUCCUGUUUUAAACACAUUUUGUGAAAAGAAGAUAUCUGAGAAUUAUUAAGUAGUCUGAAAAAAUGUUAGUUUAUAAUUUGAUGAUAAAAAAUCUUUAUAAAUUAUCUACGGGUAAACAUUGUAGAAUGAUUAACUAUCUAGCCACUUGUUACUUUGGUUGAGAAUAUUUAUGUUAAGUUCAGUCUGUAGAAACUCAAGUAAUAAAUUUGAAUCUGUUUAAACUGGAUAUCUUGAACAUUGAAUAACUGUCUUAACUGAAGUUGAAUUCAUUUAUUUUAACAAAUAUAGAGAAUCCUGGAUCGUGGAAAGGCCAGUUUAGAGAAUUUACGCUUUAGUUUUGUUUUUGUGUCGCCUGCAGAGAUGGCGGACACUUAAGGAUCACUUUGUCCGUUGUCAUGCGUCGGUGGCGUCCAUAUGAAAGUUUUCCGGACUUUUUUUCUGUAAUGCUUUGAAUUAUCAAAAUGAAAUUUGGUAUAUGGCUUGUUGUUGGAAGGGUACAGAUUAAGUUCGAUUCUUGGCUGUCUGUGACCCUUCUUUGCAGAGUUAUGCCUCUUCGAUAAUUCUUUGGGAAUAUAGUUUAUUGUACUUUUCUUGAGUUUUGAAAUGAAAUAUGAGAAAUGGCUUCAUGGUCAAACAUUACAGAUAAGGUUCGAUUCACGGCUUUCUUGGCAGGGUUAUGCCCCGUUGAACUUGGAAAAUUUUCUUGGUUAUGCUUCGAGUUACCAAAAUGCAAUUUUGUAUAUGAGUUCUUGGUCAAAAGUUGUGUACCGAGUUCGCUUCUUGACAUUCUGUAACCCUUCUUGGCAGUGAUAUGUCCCUUAGAACUUCGAAAAUUUCUCAGGAAUAUUGCUUUGCACUGUUUUCCCUUUAUGCUUCGAGUUAUAGAAAUGAAAUUUGGUAUUACAACUUUAUGGUUGAAUGUUGCACAUCCAGUUCGAUUUCUCGGUGACGCUUUAUGCUGGCAACACAUACAGUUCCAAGGAACUCUUGUGAUUUCUGGAGAAGACACUUGGAAAAGGUGACCAUGAUAACACUUGCAUAAUUAUUUACAAACUAUUUAAUCUGUGUGAUCUCGGCGAUAGAAAAUGUAUUUUUGUGUAGAAAAGUAUACAUGUUGUGUGUCAUUGUAAAUGAUGGAGCAAUACUGUGCCAAAAAGAUGGGUUGCUGAAAUAUCAAAUCGUUGUUUAUAUUUAUAGUGCCAUCUAGUAUUAAUAUUCUAUAAGGUACAUAUAUUUUGUGUCUUGUAUAAUUAUAUAUCUAUAUACAUGAUUACAUUUCCAUUCUAAGUCCCAAAGCUAAGCUAGUAGAAAUGGGGUUCAUCGACCUAUGAAUACAAUUGGUUCAGAGUCUUCUUGGUUCUAUUUUUGCUACCUUAUAAAUCUAAAUAACCAAACAGCUGACAUUUUGCUGUCGAUGUUGAUGAUAUAAAAUUAAAUUGUGCAAUAUUUUUAACGACACAUUAUUUUUAGGAUAUUGGCAACUGCGAAUUUUGUAUGGAGAAAAUUUAUGGCUUCACGCUAGAAUAAUUGUAUACACAUGUACCUGGUACACAGGUGUACAUUGUACCUACAAUAAGUGACUUGCUUUCAUAGAAGAUUGACUGUUAAAAGAAUUUUUAUUCAAAGCUGGUGUGGAUAUAACAAACUUUUAAAAAAAUUUGGUCAACAGUGAGGUAAAACCCCAGGCUUUGUGGCAGUGUAAUAUUUACCUGAAUUAGGCUAAAAUAAUGUUUUUCACAAUAUGCACAAUUUGUAGUGAUGCAAAAAAGUAUUUUAUGGGGUAAACAGCAAAAUAGAUUAUGGCAAGACCCUGUAAUGGUCUGUCUCAUGUAGAACAAAUUCUUGUAGAAAUGGUGUUUUCAGUAUUUACAAAAAUAUAUAUCUGUGUUUAAAAUUAUGUUAUAAUUCUGCACAAAUUUGAUUUAGUUUUCAUCGAUAUACAAUUGUGCUGCAUACACCAUGUUAAGCAUUGUGUUAUACAAGUUUUCUUUAUCUUUAGCCCACCAUCAUCAGACUUUAAGUUAUCACUAUUUCUUGAGAAGUACUGGAUGGAUCUUUCUUAUUUCAUAUGUAGGUUUCCUUUUGUCCCUCGUUGUGCCCAUAUAAUUUUUGGACUGAUCAGAAACAAAAUGGCUUCCAAAUGGCCAUUUUGGAUUUGGCAGGUGAAGAUUAUUAUCGCUAUUUCUGCAAAGGAAUGUUCAAAUGUGUUAGCAGUAAGAGCAAAAACAGAGAAGAGAAAAGAACAGGAAAGAUCCAAUUUUCAAAGAGCAAAUAAAGAUCAAACAAUGGUGGGCACCAAGAUCCCUCUAGGAUCUCUAAUUAUAGAUGCAUUGAUCAUGGAUGAAUUAUACAACAAUCAAAAUGAUAGCCUAUACUUAACACAGAUGUUAUUGGUACUAAUGUCAUGUAGCUGCAGGUACAGGUCAGUACUGAUAUAAGUGUGAACAUUUUGUUUUCAAAAAGUGGUCAUUUUUUUUUUUUUUAUUUAUUUUUAAUGAAAUAAACUCUACACACAUUAUAUUGAAGUUAUACACAAUGUUAUGGUUAUACAAUUAAUUGUAUCAAUGCUCCAUAUAAUAAAGUUGUCAUGCAUACAUGUUUAACUCAGGAUCUAAUUCAUUACAGUAUUUGGAAACACUAAAAUUAAACUAAAAAGAGUAAAAUUUGCUUCCCAGAAAAUAUGGUAAAAAUCUGUUUAUGUUGAUGUUAAAGAGGGAACUGUCCGUGAUUCAUUUCUCUUCCAUCAGAUCAAUGCUAACUUAUGUGGAAACUAAAUCUGUUAUUAAAAUAAUUAUAUAAGGAAUAUGCUGUAUACUUAAGUUUCAUUAGAUUUUCUGUCAAUAAUUUAUUGUGCUAUUUUUUGUGUUUCACGACAUCACAUAAAACUGGUUUGGGUUUGUUUGCAUAUUCAUGAAUAGUGGUUAUGUUUCAAUCUGUACAUUCCAAGUAUCAAUAAACUGUGACAUACAAGAAAGAA